Molecule: messenger RNA, 1791 nt
Organism: Phytophthora nicotianae INRA-310
Lineage: Eukaryota; Oomycota; Peronosporomycetes; Peronosporales; Peronosporaceae
Exons: 3
Coding region: 1-1791 (596 amino acids)
Biological process (GO): protein dephosphorylation
Molecular function (GO): protein tyrosine/serine/threonine phosphatase activity
Source: RefSeq, a predicted model, not a curated record
AUGGAGAUCGCACCUGUAGCCGCUGCAUUCAGUGGGCGAGCGAGCACUGGAGGGGAAGUGUCCAACGCCAAGAGGAAACUCGAGAGUGCGCACUCGUUUUUCUCUUUCUCCGCGUCGACAUCGCCCUCGGGCUCUCCGACUGCAGCCUCCAACAGCUACAAACCAUUCCGAGGCAAAGCAGACGCGCUGCCACCGCUCGAUUCACAUCCUAAAGUGCGACGUUGUUCUGCUACGGGGCCUCCGUCGCUUACACGCUGCUAUUCUGACGGAAAAAUUUCAAAGGCGUUCGGAGAGUUGUUGACUGCAGAAGAAGCUGCAGACAGCCAGAGACUGCAGUCGUCCAAGGUUUGUCCUACGUCCUCUGCACUGACGCUGCAGAAGAAGAGCAUUUCGCCUCGUCCUGGCGUGUGUCCGUCGCCUGAACUGCACCGCAAUCCAUUCCUAGAUGACGAGACAUGGCCAUUAACCGUCCCCAGAGGUCCGACGUCGACAUCACCGGCAUUUGCCACCAAGAGCUACAACAACAAUACGACACCUCAGCGCAAGACGAGUGACAGCUGUGUCAUGUUUACUCCACCGACGCCCAACAAGCGAGUGUGCAGCCAGCAAGGCUUUACGCAGAGCAAGGCGGGCGCGUCAGGGAACUGGGCGCCUUCUCUUACACAGGCGAGAAAGCGCUCUCUGGGGGUGUCUGAUGGCUCUCACUUCGCUAGUGCGUCUCCCUCGGACAAGCGAGCUUCGCUGUCUAUUGACAUGAACCUGGAGAGUCGAAGCAACGGCCUUCCUGGCGCUCUGUCCUCCUGUUCGUCGUCGUCAUCGACUCCACCGGUCUCUGUGUUGUCCCGGAACAGCGUGAGCGUACCGAAGAGAAUGUAUCCGCCCCAGCGUCGCAGUCGAAACCCGGGCAACUUAUCGUUGGAUCUAUCGCAGGUAGACCAAGCGAACGUGGAUCCAAAUACCACAACGACUGGUGCUUCCAAGCGACGCAAUGACCAGGCUGCAGUGUGCUCCAAGCUAACGGACUUCCUGUACAUCGGUGGUGCUCUAGCUGCCAAGAACAAAUCCAUGUUGCUCCAGAACGGCAUCACACAUGUCAUUAACUGCGCGGCCAGUGUAGCUCCAGCCUCGUUUCCCGAUGACUUCUGCUACUUCAACAUCAGACUGCGCGACCAUUCUUCGCAGGACAUCGCCAGACACUUUUACAGCAUUUUUGACUUCAUUGAACGUGCUCGUGAAAGUGGUGGACGCAUCUUCUUGCACUGUGUGAAGGGGAUUUCUCGCUCCCCGACGAUGGCGAUCGCGUACUUGAUGUGGUACAAGAACAUUGGAAUGUACAAGGCGCUGGACUUUGUGCGUCAGUCGCGACCAAUUGUUGAUCCCAAUGCUGGCUUCAUCUUUCAAUUGACCGAGUGGGAGCAGCUCCACCCUCAAGGAAGACUCAAAUUUCAGCGCACGAUCGUCUUUCGGAUGGACGUGGCGUACACUAAUGUGGACAAGAGGAACAGUAUGGUGGCAGCGAAGAACCCGCUGUUCGUGGGUCCGUUGCCCAGUGUCAGCGAGAAUUACUUCCGCGAUCCGACCAAGGAUAUUGGGGAACUGUGCUUGAUUGUAGCAUGUGCCGACUAUAUGUUCGUGUGGUGUGGAACCGACGUCAAUGGGGAUGGCGUGGAAGUGGCGGAGCGUGGAGCGCAGAUAUUGCAGCGCUACGAAGCGUUCCCAGCCAAGUGCGACACCGUGAGGCAAGGACAGGAACCCGUGGCGUUCUGGGACCUCGUUGGCGACGAUAUAUGA